AUGAGACUACAUAAUAUGAUAUUUAGAUCGAUUUUCAAAAGAUUCUCAACGGAAAGUGAGGAAACAGAUAAAAAAUCAAAUGCAACAAGAAAUAUUCUAUGGUUCUCUGUAGUGUCUGCUUCUAGCUUUUUAAUCUAUAUAUAA
Messenger RNA from Heterostelium album PN500, 144 nucleotides. RefSeq lists its product as uncharacterized. NCBI's taxonomy places the organism in Eukaryota, Evosea, Eumycetozoa, Acytosteliales, Acytosteliaceae. The transcript is spliced from 3 exons. Bases 1 to 144 code for a protein of 47 amino acids. The record is from RefSeq and is a predicted model, not a curated record.